Messenger RNA from Monopterus albus (swamp eel), 1990 nucleotides. It is a transcript of the gene c1qtnf6b, whose product is annotated as C1q and TNF related 6b. Gene Ontology annotation, molecular function: protein binding. The record is from RefSeq and is a predicted model, not a curated record. The transcript has a single exon. The annotation marks the transcript as partial. NCBI's taxonomy places the organism in Eukaryota, Metazoa, Chordata, Actinopteri, Synbranchiformes, Synbranchidae.
ACGCCUGGAAAACCGGGUCUGGAGGGAUCUCCUGGGCAUCGAGGACCCAUUGGCCCUAAAGGCAGCAAAGGCCAGGCAGGUGCACCAGGCGAUGCCUGCAAGAUCCCUCAGUCGUCCUUCUCAGUGGGACGUCGCAAGUCCCUGCAUAGCGUGGACUACUACCAGGCGCUGGUGUUUGACACGGUGUUCGUCAACCUGUACGAGCACUUCAACAUGUUCAAGGGCAAGUUCUACUGCUACGUGCCAGGAAUCUACUUCUUCAACAUCAACAUCCAUACCUGGAACUUUAAGGAGACCUAUCUACACCUCAUGCACAACGACAAGGAACAGGUGAUUCUGUAUGCACAGCCCAGCGAGAGGUCCAUCAUGCAGAGUCAGAGCGUCAUGCUGGAUCUGGCUCUGAAUGAUGAGGUCUGGGUCCGACUCUACAAGAGGGAGAGGGAGAAUGCCGUUUACAGUGAUGACGUAGAUGUUUACAUCACCUUUAAUGGAUACCUAGUGGCAACUAGCAUCCAGUGACAGAGGAAAUAACGGGAGGAUUGGCAAAAUAUCUGGGUCGGAUUAUUUAGUCUUUUUGCCAUGGAUGCUGCUUUGUGCCACGAACUUAGAGGAUAUUACAAGUUUGGUGCUUCUUAAAGUAUUCUUUUCAGUCUGGAGAAGAACAUAUUUUGCUUUCUUAAAUGAGAAGACUGCCCAAAAAAAUUUGAAUCACAAGGAACAACAAAAAGGCAAAGGUAGCACAGUACACAAUUAGGAAAGAAUGUUAAAUCACUUUUGUUACACUAGAAUACAUUUGUGCAAAGUAAAUAUUCUUCCUAGUUCUGUGCUGGGCCAGUUUACCUCUUGGAUCACUCCGUUCAGGGACUUUGUGUAUAAACACAAGUUUUACCACUUAUAUUUUGGGCUAUGAUACUUAUUGACAUAGACAGAGUAUCUUUCAGAUUAAAAGGUUAUUGGACACACUGCCGUCAUUCCUUUAACAGAUGUUUCUAUUGUGCCUUUCAGAAGAACAUUUUAAAAGGUCAGUUCACUCUAAUCACAAAAAAUGUCCCACUUACCCAUGAUGAUGUGUAACCAUGCAAAUAGUUUCAGAUUUUGCAGAAAGAAUCAUGACGCAUGUAUAAAGAUGUUAUAAAGUGAAACAUUAAGCAACUGUAGGAAAUUUGAAAACAUUACUUUUGUCUGACAAAUCUUUUUUCCCCACAGUUAGUUUCUAUAACUUUACAUUUGCUCCAAUGACAUAAGUGAUGGAGCAUUAUGCUGCUGCAGGUGUUGGUAAGAGCAUUUUGGAUUAGGUCUGCUCUUCUGGUGUCUCCUGUGAGUCAGAUCCUGCCCCUCACAUGUCAGCAGUUCUAAUCACUGAAUCUCUUCCUACACACACCCUGAUCUACCAAACUCAAAGACUUAACUAUUAAGAUGAAGGAAAUUUUGUUUGUGGUGAUAAAUGUAUUAAAAAUGACAUUUAAAAACCUCAGCAGCAAUGUCUCUUUCCAGAAACUGGAAUGUGGUUGUUCAGAAUCUGUAGAAAUCAGUGACAACAGUUUUCAUUAGGAUAUUUUUUAUGAAAGCAAACAUUGCAGGGAAAAAUAUCCAGAGCUGAACCUGUAAAAACAAAAACAAAACUAUUUGCAUAGACAGGGAUAAGUGGGACAAACAACACAUUUUGUAUUUUUGAUCUUCUGGUACGUCCCAACAUUACAAAAUAAUGGAAACUAUGGUGCUUAAAAAUCAAAUGCACGAAUGCACAAGGUUUUUGAUGAUUAAAUAUGUUUUCUUAUGGAGAUUUCAAACUGCGGAGCAGUUCAUGUAAAUAGCUGUAUAGUAGCUUUCCUUAUAGCACACAAUAAAUCUAUGCUACAAUUCAUGCUGUUGUGGCUGCUGUGUAUGUACUGUUUGGAUGUGUAAACAAUAGUUCCUCCUUUGCUAACCAAGUUUCUCUUUGUUCUGUAUCAGUGAUGAGCAAAAACACACCUGAUUAUAAUAAAUUGUC